This is a messenger RNA of Schistocerca gregaria, 9092 nucleotides long. RefSeq names its product kelch domain-containing protein 3. Gene Ontology annotation, molecular function: chromatin binding; protein binding. The transcript has 9 exons. The coding region runs from base 688 to 1854 and encodes 388 amino acids. The record is from RefSeq and is a predicted model, not a curated record. Gene Ontology annotation, cellular component: cytoplasm. Lineage: Eukaryota; Metazoa; Arthropoda; Insecta; Orthoptera; Acrididae.
UCUGUCAUAGAUCUGUUCCAUAGAGAAAGCAAAACAAUGUUGUGGAGUUUAUGCGUAAGGGUACAAGGAAUAUUUCGUGAAGUUUUAAACUGGCAUAGACAACAUUAAAAAGGUUUUGGUGUGUUUUUAAAUGAUUUUCGUUGAGUUUGUGCACAUUCUUGAUGUUUUUAGGGAACGAUAUGUAAUAUAACCUUACUCUAUGUAUCGAACAGAGUCAUUACGGAGGACCCAUUUGAUUCCGUCGUAAAUAAGCUGCUGUUAUUUCAAUGAUUGCUGUUGUCAGUUAUUUCGCCGCAAACGUUUGCAAACAAAAGUUAUUCCGCGAUUAUAUGGUAUAUGAGAGCGUUAAUGCGUAAUUUCUCCCCCAUAAAUACGCCAAUGUACAUGUUAAACUGCGCUUGUUUGAUCCAUUUCUUUAAAAGACUAUAUUUUUUAGUAAGCAUUCGAUUUUCCCAACGAAUUGUUUAAAUACUUUUAAGAAGUAAUUCGUGAGAUGCAGAUCAAUCCGAUGGGUAUUUUUAUCAAAAGCUUGACUACAAAAAGGGAAAAGUAGAUUAUAUAUGUUACUCCAGUAGUGUUGACGCUUGGAUGGUAGUAAUGUUUGUGACACUUAAAGCCUGCUCAUAAUAAACUGCAACAUAUUGUACAUUAGUCAGCUACAGUGACUUUGGCAUUUUAGCUUACAGAAUGUAUUGGACAGUACACUUAGAAGGUGGACCAAGACGAGUUAAUCAUGCAGCUGUUGUUGUUCUUGAUAAGAUUUACUCUUUUGGUGGUUACUGCACGGGGGAGAACUACCAGAGGAAGCGGCCAAUGGAUGUUCACAUUCUUAACACAGGUAACUACAGGUGGCACGCUUUACCUACACCAGAAUACAAUGAUGUGACAAAAACCACUGUCCCAUAUCAGAGGUAUGGACACACAGCUGUUGAACAUGAGCAGAAGAUUUACAUAUGGGGUGGACGUAAUGAUGAAGCUGCGUGCAACAGAUUAUUCUGUUUUAAUCCAGAUAAUUUAACUUGGAGCAGUCCCAAAGUGAGUGGGAUGAUUCCUGCUGCAAGAGAUGGCCAUUCAGCUUGUGUAAUUAAUAAUCAGAUGUUUGUCUUUGGAGGUUUUGAAGAACAGAUGGACAGAUUUUCACAAGAUGUCUAUGCUUUAGACCUGCGUACAAUGGUGUGGAGAUACAUAAUAACUCAGGGUGACCCUCCAUCAUACAGAGAUUUCCAUUCGGCAAAUGCAAUAGAUGAUAGAAUGUAUAUAUUUGGUGGGCGAGGAGAUGUGUAUGGUCCUUACCAUUCGCAAGAGGAACUAUAUUCAAACAGUAUAAUGUACCUGGAUACAGCUACUGGAGUGUGGCAUCAGCCUCGGACAACUGGGGAUAUACCUUUAGGCAGGAGGAGCCAUUCUGCAUUUGUAUACAAAAAUAGCCUGUAUGUGUUUGGUGGCUACAAUGGACUCUGUGAUGAGCACUUCAAUGACUUGUACCAGUUUUCUCCAGUGACCAACACUUGGACGCUUAUGCAGACACUUGGGAAACCUCCAAGCAGGAGGAGGAGGCAGUCAUGUCUUGUUGUUGGAGACAGAGUUUUCUUAUUUGGUGGUACAAGUCCUUACCAAGGACAGAUGUCAUACCAAGUAAUUGAAGAUCUGUACAAUGAAGGAAUUGACUCAAAACUUAUGGAUCAUAAUGAUAUGCAUAUACUGGACUUUGCACCCUCACUACGAACACUCUGUGCUAUGAUUGUUAUUAAUAAUCAGUUGGACUACAGCAGCUUGCCAGAGGAGUUAAGGUGGGAACUGCGUGUAAUGGUGACACCAAACUCCAUAUCCAGACCUUUGAACAACACUGGCUGACAUAGGGUAACUUGUUCAUUAUGCUGUUAUAACUCGGUCAGUGUGGCUGAAUAGGGCAAGACUGUUCUGUUGUCAAGUUAUAAGUAUCAGAUUACUACUGAGAACGUAAGUCUUGUGAAAUAAAUUGUGUGUGUGUGUGUGUGUGUGUGUGUGUGUGUGUGUGUGUGUGUGUGUGUGUGAGAGAGAGAGAGAGAGAGAGAGAGAGAGAGAGAGAGAGCACACCAGGUUUGGUGUGAGAUUAUGUUAGGUACAAAACUUGUGACAUAUUGUUGUUUGAAAAGACUUGCUGACAUUGUAUGAAGAUACACUGUUGAAAUUGCAGCCACUACGUGAUGUGUCUCUUUAUACAUAAAUACGUGUCAUCAGGUUAUAUUGUUGAAUCUCUAAUGUUAUUGAUGUGCGAUUGUAAUGCAGUUUUUGUGUGUAACUUUCAGUAAUUUGGGUGUACUCAUUUGAAUUUUCAGUUGACAUAAAUAAUGUUUAAUUCAUUUAACGUAAUGUUGUUUUUGACCCAAAGAAAAUUUUUGAAACUUUUUUACUGUUAAACAAUUGUUAUUAGCUCAAACAAUUGUUAUUAGCUCUGUUAUGCUAUAAAGUCUAAAACAUGUACAGCUAAUAACUAAAUCACACUUAAUUCUUCAGUAUUUGGUUUAUAUAACUGUUAGCAGGAACAAAAUUUAUAUUGCUGAUGUGAAAAUCAGAUGUAAUUCACAUAAAAACAGUUUUUUUUUAUUGUGUCCUUUCCCUGUAACAAAUAGAUUGCAAUAGUGCAGAGUUUGUAUUAAGACUCUAUAAGGUACAACCUCAACCUCAGAAGAAAAUGUGAUAUUUAAAAGAAACAUAUAGCUCAGAAUUAAGUGAUCCUUCUUUAUAUAGAGACUAGAUAUGAACCUCCAAACGACAGUUAUCAAACAUUCUGUUUAUCAUCAAUCACAAGAGAUAUUUUAAAUGUUAAAAGUGCAGUGUAUGUGUGUGAGAUUUUUCUGUUUUAUUUUCAUUAUCUUUUGUUGCUGACUGGUUUGAAAUAUGAGAAAAGUUACUUCUAUUUUACUUCAUGUCAUGGCUUCAUACCAGCAUACUCUUUAGUCACCUGCAUUAUACAGGUAUCUUUAAGAUGCCUGACAGGCUAGAUGCCAAAGAUAGGGAUCUACUAGAAUGGUUUGCAUGAGACUGUGUAUGACAAAAAAAAUAUAAUGUGUAUUUUGCUGAGAAACUCAAAUUGCUAGUCUCAAAAGAGAGAUUGUUUUUAUUUUGCUGCAAGGACUAUUUGCAAUCAUACUUAGUGGAAGAAAGGGAAAUUAUAUCAAUAGGGGAUGCAAAAACUAAUGCAGAUUGAACACAAGCUAUCUAUAUGAGAAGUGAAUAGAUGAUUAUCAAUAUACAUACUGUAAAGCAAAAAUCGCCAAACUUUUGUGUGUAAAAGUGAUUUUGACAGAUGAUUGAUACUAUAUAUAUAUUUUAUUCCUCUUGCCUUUGUAAGAAAGCGACUGACAGUUGCACAGUAUUGGUCGCCAUGAAAUUUGUAGCAAGACCUAUUGGGUGUUAGUUUGAUGAAAGUGAAUGUACAUGACUGCAUUCAGAAUGUGAUCAGUAGAGAAAACGUGUGAAACAAACAGAAUUCUCUCUCGGUGCACAUGUGUGUAUGAGAGAGAGAGAGAUAUCUGAGUGGUAUUUUGCUUUACAAAGUGCAGUAAUGACUUGAGACUUGUCAUCAUAAAUGUGAUACAUGGAAAUAAAGUAACUGAGGGUAGAAGUGACAUUUAUUUUCUCUUAACUUUAAUGUGUUACAUUCGCAUAUUCUUUUUUUUUGUAUAGCCAAAAUAGUUUUUUGAAACUUGUUGCUACUUUCGUUCCUCAAUAUGAUUACUUGAAAUCCACUUCUAAAGACAUUGUCAUCAACUAGGCACCAUUCUGGGGUGGGGGGGAAUUUAAAACAACUGUAUCAGAUUGUGCUGUUCAUAAUUACUGUACUGCUGUGUGAUGUUUGUAACAUGGAUAAUAUGUGUAUUCAGCUUGAUUUACUAUAAUUACAGUAGACGAACAACAACAACAUAUUAUAUUUCAAUGAAAAUAGUCUACCUGUUAACUGGUAACCUGAGAUUUGUUACCACAAUAAAACAGUGUUUUUCUCGGUAAUUGUUACUUUUUUCUAUUAAGGUGAUAACUAAAUAUUCCAUUAUAUUCUAGUAUUUGAAGCUAUGUAGAGGACAGAAAUUUGUACAGUGUAUUUUGAAACUGUGAAGCUUGUAUUUCUUCUUUCACAGUUGAUAUUGUAGCUCAGCCACUGCAAAGUAUGUGAUUUAUUUCAUUUCUAAAUGUUCUGAUUUUUAUGGUGUACAUUACAAAUAUAUAAUUUAACAACUAAUGUUAGAAAUUAAAGUUUCGAAUAGUGACAGAAUAUUCAAGGAAUCAUUACUCACAGGUUGUAGGUAUUAAUAAUGGCAAUGCAACAUAAAAGUGACAUGCUGGUCAUGUAAUUGCCAUAACCACUGCCAACACAUACUUAAUAUCAUGCCGAAUUCAUCUUGAGCUUGCUGAGAAAUAGGUGUGUAAUAUUUGAGCUGAGAUACAAAAAUGGAAGUAAGUUUUUAUCUCUGCUAUUGGUGUUCCACUGCAUUUGGCAGUCUCACCCACAUAUCAUGGACUGUAGAGCACAGUAUGGUCAGGAAUCAGUAACAUCAUUCCUGCUGUUGAUAUUAUGUUACCACCAACAGUCUAGUUACUGAUUUAAUUCAUUUUUAUACUCAGAACAGCCCAUCAAACCACAGACAGAAAUAAUUUUUUAACAUUUUGAGAAACUCCCUACACUUAAUCCUCAAUCCAAAGUUGAGUGGCAACAAUUCUUCUCCACUCCUCUCUGUGCCCUAUUAGCUUCUUAAUUUUCUCAUAUGAGCCAUCUCCUAUAUCAUCUGUUAUCAGGCUAGAGUGUUGCACUCUAGGUUCUCAUCUUCCUCUCUUACCGUGACUCAGGACAGCUGAGAUGGUCAAUUAAUUGAUCUCUUCUUUUCCAUACUGUUGGUAGCCGAAAACUUUUUCACCUAUUUUUCUAAGAAUUGCUUCAUUCGUGAGCUUUGCUGUCCACAAGAUAAUUUUGAUCUUUCUCUAGCACCACAUUUCAAAUAUCUCCCAAAGUUGCUUAUGGCAUGCAUCCACAGAUCCACAUUUCUGAACCGUAUAAAGCCAUACCCCAGUCAGAGCUCAGUAAAUCUCAAUAUAGUCUCCAUUUUCAUGUACCAUGAUUGAAACAGCACUUUCUCCUUGUAAUAGGGUACCCUGUAUCCUAUGCUAUACCUGCUCUUCUGAUCUCCAAGGAGACCAUUGCCACUUUCCCUCUCUUCCCACUUCCUACCAUAUGGGGAGAUACAUGUCAGGAUUUUUCUUUAAUUGUCUCAAGGACCAUAAUGACAUAUCCGAGAAUCUCAGAAAUAACACCACUCAUCUCAGUUACAUACCUACCUCACUCAGAUGUUGACUAUGGACAAAUUUCUUAGACAUUUGUUACCAAUAUUCUCAUUUUAACAUGUCUACUAUAAACACCAUAUUUCACACCAUUAUCUUGUUCUUAGAUGACUUAUAAAGUAUCUGACAACAGGCAGCAUCACAUGUGAGAGUCUUACUGUAUGGGUCAUUGUACUUUUUCAUUGCUUGCCUAAUUUUCCUGUCAAAUGUAUUGUCAGGCCAAACCUGCUUCAUUCCAUGCUUUGUGAACCCAUAACUUCCAGUGCAGGACAUGGUCAUAAACUUACCUGUUUUAACUCCUACAACAGCACUUGACUCCUCCUUUGUUCAUGAAGUCAUAACUUAUAGGAAAAUAGAUGCUCUGUACAAUUGCAUAAUGCAUUUCAAAGCCAAGUGGGAUUUUUUAAUUCUAUAGUUACAGGGCUUCCACUCAAAUUUCUAACACUGUGUAACAAAAACUGAUUGUUAAUACAUUUUUGGUUUCAGACAUUUGCUCUGUCUGAUGGCCCACUUCCCUCAUCUUCCCAUUGUUCAUAACUUCAGUCUAGCCAACAUAAUAUUUUUCUCUGUCAUCUUAUCUUAAUAAAGCUUGUUUUAACAUUAAAAAGAACUGUUAUCUUGAACAGCAAAUGAAAGGGAUGGGUUGCUGCCCACAACAUAGAGGAAGUACUGUCUUCUUUAAGUGUGUGUAGCUGCCACUCAAUACCUCUUCUAUGCGGCGACUAACAAUCUAAACAUUUCAGUUGGUGUUAUUCCAUCCCAGAUUUUCCAUUGUUAGACCAGUUUUCUAAUGAGGCAACUGUAUUUUAUUAUAGUACAUGUGUUAACACACAAAUUAUGAAUGAAAUUUUCUGUUGCUCCUACUUAGAUAAAACACUGCAUUACAGGUUUCCAUAGUUACGUGUGUCAUCAGUGGGUAGACAGGCUGCUAAAGCUAGUUCUUGUCAUACAAUCAGAAAAAGUAAUCUUUAUAAAUGAAGCAGUUAGAAACCACACACAUGCAUACAACAGGUUGUAAAUAAAUUAUCCUGAUCGUUUCUUUCUUUCUUUUUUUUCAUCUAUUGUUAGAUCAGAGAAUACAAAUUGAGCCUCAUACUGUCAUUCUGGGUGUGCUUCUGUCAGAUUUGUGUCAUUGAAUUAGUUUCCUGGCCUGUACUAUGCUUUGCAGUGUAGCACACACUCAACAACUGUUCCACAACCUGCUUUACAAGCAAAUUUCAUUAGGCAAUGGCUUACUAGGCUUCCACUGUUUUAAAAAUUUAUAGCUCCCUUUUUAAACACAAAGUAUUGUGUAACUGAUGAUUUACAUUCUUCUUGUUGGUGUACCAUAAUGUUCUUUACAGCAUGUAGCAAUAUUGCAUGUACAAUAUUUAUGCUAUUAUGAAUGUACUUCAUAAUUAAUGUUACUAAUAGGGUAGAUUAAAAAUCUACUCACCAAGCGGUGACAGAAAACACACACACACACACACACACACACACACACACACACACACACACACACACACGAGGUUACAAUUAGACAAGCUUUCAGAGCCAGUGGCUCCUUCAGGCAGAAAGGUUGAAGGAGAAGGAAGAGAAGUGAAGGAAAAGGACUGGAGAAGUCCUCAGAUAAUGGGUAAACUUUGGAAAAGUUACCCAGAACUGUGGGUCAGGAGAGACUUAACAGAUGGAAUGAGAAGGAAAUGUCCCUUCUUUUUCUUCUGUACAAAUGACUAUUGUUAGGUCAGAGAACACAGAUUGUGCCCCAUGCUAUCAUUCUGGAUGGCUUCUGUGAGAUUUUUGUCAUUGAAUUAGUUUCCUUCUCAUCCAGUGUGGUAAGCCUCCCCUGAUUCGCAGUUCUGGGUGAUUUUUAGACCUCUCCAGUCUUCUUUCUUUACCAUUCUUCCGUCCACUUCAACCCUUCUGCCUGGAGGAGGACCCACUGGCUCAGAAAGCGUGCCUAAUUAUAACCUUCUAUAAUAUGUUUUUUGUACCGCCACUUGGUGGGUAGAUUUUUCAUGUAUCCAAUUACAUUAUAUUGCCAAAAACUGAUUGUUUUCAUAAUUAAUAUUGUGUGCUGUAAUCAAAGAUUUGAAUGCCAUUCUGUCCCUGUCUCCUGUGUUUGGCAUUUCAUUUAUUUUCUUUUCAGUUAGGUUUCUUUGGAUUCAUGAUGCUUUAUGCUAUCCUUGUGAAAAGCCAAAUAAAUGUCCAUGCAGAUCAGAAACCAAGCUGUAAUUAAAAUUAUUGAGGAGGCAUUCAAAUAUUGAAAGUUUCAGAUAUUUGAAAGAGAGUUUUACCAAUGAAUCACAUUGAAAUAACAGGUUGGAGGUUAGUCAUCAGUCACUAUUAAUCUGUUAGCUCCACUAUCAAUUCUAAUUCUAAUGGAUAAGUUCAUCUAAGAAGUCUAAUGUGGUUAGUGGAUUAACUACAUUAUCAUGUUGCUGUUGAUCUUGUCCCAAUCCCUGCAUGUGACUGCAAUAUUGUGCUAUGUAUUUUUACUCCUGUUUAAGUAUAUAUUGUUUACAGCAGAAUUGUUGUUGUUGUUGUUGUUGUUGUUAUUAUGAUGUAGACAUUUCUCUACGCCAUAUUGUAAUUUUAUCACAUAGGAGCUUCUGUUUCUACAUCCAUAUUGAAAAUGAUGCUUUUGAUUGACAGGAUAACUCGGUGAAAGAAAUCGUUUCAUAUAACAGAGUUCAUGUAUCAAGAUUCAUAUUGGUUUCCCUUUUUUGUGUUGUGUGUAUGAAAAUAAGCAAGCAGUUAUAGCAACAAUUAUGCCAAGUAUUCAGCAAAAUUAGUAACUGGUUUAACUGCACAUUUCAAUUCGUAAGAAAACUAUCAGCAAUGUCUUGUUCACAAUAUACUUUCAAGGAAUCAGCUUUCUACUUAGAUAAGCAGAUAACGAAUUGGCUUCCUAUGCUAUUGUAAAUAUAUAAUUGAAGUACAUUCUAAAAAAGAUACUGCUGAUGAUAAUUUCUGUUUAUGCAUGUGUUCCAAAAUUUAUGGAAAAUUUAAGGCUGUAAUAAAAUAAUGAUGCAAAAUAAAGUUAUAUGAUGUCUAUUUUUAUGUAAUAAAAAGUCUUCAUUAUAAGUAAAUGCAGUUUCAUAUAUGUAUAAUCCUCAUGAUGUUGUAUUGUGUAAAUAGCUGCCAAGAAUGUGACAAGUUUACUGUUGUAUAAAUUAUUUGUUAAUAUUUUUUAAUAUUUUUAGUUUAUAAUUGCAACAUGUUCCUGAUACCUAUAGCUUUAUUACAGUAAGAUUUGUUCCCUAUCACAAUUUUAUUCCAGUAUAAUGCAACUUAUUCCACAAGUAGAUUUGUUUAAGCUAAAUUUUCUUCUUUCCAGUCAAUUCAGUGCCAUUGUUUGGAUUCUGUGGUUUGUGUGUCAUAUUACAGGUUGAUGAAUCCAUUUACUGUAUGUUAACAUUAAGAAAAAGAAUGUAUGGAGAGUUCAUAUCGCCACAGAGUUAUUGAUAUAAAUUAUUUCUUGGAAGUUGCUUGUGCGCUUCCUGUUUUAAUUUCAGUUUUUUUCUGAUUAUAUUUUGUGCUUUAACAUCAAGAAUGCAAAAGUAGUGUCAGUAUCCUUAUAUAUUGUUGCAAUGUAGUAUACAUACAUGUGGAUAUCUGCCAUAGAAUCAUUAAUUUGCCCAUCUAUGAAUUUAAUUUUUUAAGUAUCUUGCAGAACAGUUAUCACCAGUUAAUUUGUAUAAUUUGUCUCUUCUCAUUAAAUUUCCAAAAAUUGUCAGACUUAUUUAAGACAACCAUAAAAUUGUAUCUAUGGUGAAAUAAAUGUGAUGUAUUGUUUA